Messenger RNA from Nerophis ophidion (straightnose pipefish), 1307 nucleotides. RefSeq names its product eukaryotic translation initiation factor 2, subunit 2 beta (gene eif2s2). The transcript is spliced from 9 exons. Gene Ontology annotation, biological process: translational initiation; formation of cytoplasmic translation initiation complex; formation of translation preinitiation complex. Gene Ontology annotation, cellular component: eukaryotic translation initiation factor 2 complex. NCBI's taxonomy places the organism in Eukaryota, Metazoa, Chordata, Actinopteri, Syngnathiformes, Syngnathidae. Gene Ontology annotation, molecular function: mRNA binding; translation initiation factor activity; translation initiation factor binding. The coding region runs from base 18 to 1133 and encodes 371 amino acids. The record is from RefSeq and is a predicted model, not a curated record.
CGCCCUCCCGCGCACGCAUGCGCACUGCCACUGCAUCGCUGACGCAAGACGUGGUCGCCGAGCGGAGUGUGGAAGAACAAACUAUCUCUCUUUCUCUCUCUCUGUCUGCCACUCUCUCUCUCUCACACACAACCUUGCCCGCCGCAAACAUGUCCGGAGACGAGAUGAUCUUCGACCCCAACAUGACCAAGAAGAAGAAGAAGAAGAAGAAGCCUUUCAUGCUGGACGAGGAAGGCGGAGACGUGGGAGGAGAGGAGGUGAAGGAGGUGGAGGUGAAGGAGGUGGAACCGGAGGCUGGAGACGACAAGGACUUUGACCUGGAUGAAGACGACAGCAGAAAGAAAGAGACGUCUGACGACUUGAACGACCUCAACUUCUUCAAUCAGAAGAAGAAGAAGAAGAAACCCAAGAAAGUAUUCGACAAUGACGUGGAGGAGGGGAUGAAGGAGCUGAAGAUCGAGGGAGAGCAGGGCGAUGUGCUGGAGGACGACAUCCUGGACAAGAAGAAGAAAAAGGCCAAGAAGGUGGAUUUUGACGAAGGGGAACCUUUGGAGAAAGACGACGUGCUGGAGGACGACGAGAGCAAAAACAACGACGGCAUUUCCUUCAGCUCCAGCACAGGACCAGCCUGGGCCGGCUCUGAACGGGACUACACAUAUGAUGAGCUCCUGAACCGAGUGUUCAACAUCAUGAGGGAGAAGAACCCUGACAUGGUGGCUGGAGAGAAGAGGAAGUUUGUCAUGAAGCCUCCUCAGGUGGUGCGAGUAGGAACCAAGAAAACCUCCUUCGUCAACUUCACAGACAUCUGCAAACUCUUGCAUCGCCAGCCCAAACAUCUCCUGGCCUUCUUAUUGGCUGAGCUGGGAACCAGUGGUUCCAUCGAUGGAAACAACCAGCUUGUGAUCAAAGGAAGGUUCCAGCAGAAACAGAUAGAAAACGUAUUGAGGAGAUAUAUCAAGGAAUAUGUGACGUGUCACACCUGCCGCUCGCCAGAGACCAUCCUGCAGAAGGACACCCGCCUCUACUUCCUGCAGUGCGAGACGUGCCACUCGCGCUGCUCCGUGGCCAGCAUCAAGACGGGCUUCCAGGCAGUGACGGGCAAGAGGGCGCAGCUGCGUGCCAAAGCCAACUGAAGUUUCUCCUCUCCAUUUUUCCAAAAGGACUUGAUGCGUUCAAGUGCAGGUGGAUUCAACUGGUCGUCCUUCUUGUCGCCCCAGGCAAGAUGGCCACCAGCUACAUUAUUUCAUGCUGCUUGUUUGUUUUUUGCUCCAAUAUUUGAUUCUGCUAUUAAAAUCAGAUUUAUCAAA